Messenger RNA from Xenopus laevis (African clawed frog), 2265 nucleotides. It is a transcript of the gene sostdc1.L, whose product is annotated as sclerostin domain containing 1 L homeolog. Gene Ontology annotation, molecular function: BMP binding. The record is from RefSeq and is a predicted model, not a curated record. Gene Ontology annotation, cellular component: extracellular region. Lineage: Eukaryota; Metazoa; Chordata; Amphibia; Anura; Pipidae. Bases 61 to 702 code for a protein of 213 amino acids. Gene Ontology annotation, biological process: negative regulation of BMP signaling pathway; negative regulation of Wnt signaling pathway. The transcript has 2 exons.
CAAGCUAGUUCACAGUAAUAAGCUUGGAGAGUAACUCACAGGGACUCCGCAGAACAAACAAUGGUUGUCUCAAGGCUUCACUGCUGCAUGUUCUACCUUGCGUGCAUCCUCAUUGAAAGCUGCACGUCUUUUAAGAAUGAUGCCACGGAAAUCCUGUAUUCCCAAGUGGAUAAACACACCCAAGAGAGUGCAAACAGCAGCACCCUGAACCAGGCUAGAAAUGGAGGAAGAAACACUGCUAACUCUGCUCUGGACAGGACAAAUCACCACCAGGUUGGAUGCAGAGAGCUGAGAUCUACCAAGUACAUCUCGGAUGGACAGUGUACCAGUAUCCAGCCUUUGAAAGAACUGGUCUGUGCUGGAGAGUGUCUUCCUCUUCCUAUUUUGCCCAACUGGAUCGGGGGCGGCUACGGGCUGAAAUAUUGGAGUCGAAGAAGCUCUCAGGAAUGGAGAUGUGUCAAUGACAAGACCCGCACUCAGCGUAUCCAGUUGCAGUGUGAGGAUGGCACAACUAGAACCUACAAAGUCACAGUGGUAACUUCCUGCAAGUGCAAAAGGUACACCAGACAGCACAAUGAAUCCAGCCAUAACUACGAAGGAGCUUCUCCAAUCAAACCCAUUCACUCUCAGCAACAUCAUCACUCCCACCACAACCGUGAUAAGAAAAGACUAAUCAAGAUGUCCAAACACAUUCCUAGCUAGAGAAAAGAUACAAAACGCUGAACUGCUUCUUUUGACUGAAUAUGUCUCCAAAAGACUGAAUUUGUAAAUGGAGAUGGAAAACCCGGGGGGUUUUUUUGUGAUAAAGAUUGUUCGUAUGGAGAACACACAUUAUAAAUAACACUUUCAUCCUAUUUUGUUCCACGUCAUUUUGAAGGACUGACGUAUCUUUUCCAGAGAAUAAAAGGAAGUUUUGUAUGUAAUACUUUUAUUGAAAAGUAAAAGGUGCUUCAAACAGGUUUAAACAAGUUAUGUACUAGAAUUGUAUCUUAAAAUAAUUUAUAAAGUCCCUCUUCUUGGUAUAUGGUCCUUAUACAUUUGGGCUGACAGCUGAAUAUUUUGUGGCAAGGAAGUAUUGGUUGCUAAAGGGAAAGAGUUUUCAUAGAUUUUGCUUUAAAUGUGUUUAAAGGUAAAAAAAAAUAACACUUGCAUAUAACAAGCCCUUUUUAACCUAGGCAGAAAAGUAUAUUAUAUUGAACAAUAAAUCCCCUGUAUUUAUUAAUAUAAGUGAGGGCUGGUCUGUACAUGGGAUUAUUUUUCCUACAAACCAGGGAUUUGCAACUGUGGCAACCCAGCCAUUGUUUAUUGGGGUAACUGGUAUAAAUCUACUCCCACUACUGGGAAGUCAUGUGCUGCAGACCCCUACUAUAGAAAAAUGAAGGUCAACAACACAUCAGCCAAUAAUGCUAAUGCUAAUAUUUGUUGAGAGCGCUUGUGUAAAAUGUGCUCACAAACUUUGGUGAAUAAAGUCCACUUUUGGGGCCAAAUGUUUGUCUUGAAAGGAAAGUAUAGCUAAGGGGCAGAUUUAUCAAUGGUUGAAUUGAAAAUUUAGAGUUUUGACCAAAAAAAAAAAUUCGAAAGCUCUAUAUUUGACUAGGGAGGUAACCAAAUUAGAUUUGAGUAUUUUAAAAAAAAUUCAAAUUCAAUUUUUGAGAUUUAUCAUACUCUGUCCCUUUAAGAAUUCAAAUUCGACUAUUCACCAUCUAAAACUUGCCGAAUUGCUGACAUUCAAGAUUCUUUCUGAGAAAAAACUCGAAUCGAGUUUGAUCCAAUUCAACUGAUCAAUAGUAAUGAUGAAUAGAUUUUCAGCUCUAAUCUAGCCAGAAUAAAAAUUCUUGUGCUUUACAAACAGAGAGAGAUGGUUGGCAAUUUUUUAAAAAUGUCCAUAAAAUGUGGGGUGGUUGAUUCCUAUAGGGAUAGAUUCAAUAAAACCCCAAAAUGCAUGAAACAUAUUUAUUAGUCCCUGGAGUUAUGCAAACAUCUACCACUCCAGCGUGACUUACCGCAAACCUCAUGUAUGCGACCUGUGACAUUUUAAAAGGUUUGAAAGCUUUCUGAAUGUGAUUUUCAUCUGUACAGUUCAUUCUGUUUUAUAGCUUUUUGAGUAUUUUCCUACAGUUUGUAAGUAGAUUGCCACCUGCUAUAUUUUUUUGUAGAUAAUGUAAAAUAAAUAUGUAGUAUUUGUGGUAUAUUUUUACAUUGUGAUAUUUUUAUUAGCACAGUAUAUUUGAAUGUUCAUUAAAAGCUAUUUUGUGCAAUCCAGAA